ACCACCAGCACCACCCCACAGCACCUGGGGAGGGGUUAUGGGACAUCCCCAGGCAUCCCACACCCCCAGGAUCCCUCAUCACCACCUCCCACCCAGUGACAGCCACCAGCCAUGGAGUCAGUGGCUCUGCACAGCUUCCAGGCAACGGAGAAGGACGGGCAGAAAGGGGACACCCUGAAGAUCCUCAACAUGGCAGAUGAGCAGAACUGGUACAAGGCUGAGCUGUAGGGCUGCGAGGGCUUUGUCCCCCAAAACUACAUCAAGAUCAAGCCUCACCCAUACUACGUGGGCAGGAUCUCCCGGCACCUGGCAGAGGAGCAGCUCCUCCAGCGGAGACAUCUGGGAGCCUUCCUGAUCCGUGACAGCGAGAGCAGCCCGGUGGAGUUCUCCAUCUCUAUCAUCGAUGGGAAGCAUGGCCAGCACUUCAAGGUGCUCAGGGAGAGGAAUGGCAAAUAGUUCCUCUGGGAUGAAAAGUUCAACCUCCUUAAUGAGCUGGUGGAUUUUUACAGGACAGCCACUUUUGCCAAAAAGGAGCAGAUCUUCCUCCAGGACGAGGACCAGAGCUAGGAGGUGAGGAGACCCAGAUUUCUGCAAGGCAAGUUCAACUUUUCACCCUACAGUGGCUCCCAGUUGCCUUUCUUCCAUGGGGACAUCAUUGAGGUCCUGGACUGCUCUGAUCCCAGCUGGUGACAGGGGAAGAGCUACGGGAGCAUCGGCUUCUUCCCCCGUAACCACAUCCACCCCAUCCACAAGUGA
Molecule: messenger RNA, 756 nt
Organism: Calypte anna (Anna's hummingbird)
Lineage: Eukaryota; Metazoa; Chordata; Aves; Apodiformes; Trochilidae
Gene: GRAP
Product: GRB2 related adaptor protein
Exons: 5
Molecular function (GO): protein binding
Source: RefSeq, a predicted model, not a curated record